Molecule: messenger RNA, 2986 nt
Organism: Scheffersomyces amazonensis
Lineage: Eukaryota; Fungi; Ascomycota; Pichiomycetes; Serinales; Debaryomycetaceae
Product: mRNA splicing protein
Exons: 1
Coding region: 36-2585 (849 amino acids)
Biological process (GO): generation of catalytic spliceosome for first transesterification step; mRNA splicing, via spliceosome
Cellular component (GO): post-mRNA release spliceosomal complex; Prp19 complex; U2-type catalytic step 2 spliceosome
Molecular function (GO): protein binding
Source: RefSeq, a predicted model, not a curated record
AAUUACUGGAGUAAAAAUUAUAUAUAAUAAGAUUAAUGUGGGAGUUAGAUCGACUAAUACAGAAAGAGGAUUAUGCCUAUGAAGAAGAAAUUUCGAAAAACCCUUAUGAACUCGAGAAUUGGUUACAUUAUUAUCUGAUAAAGUGUUCACGUACUACGACUUCAUUCCAUAAUAAGGUAUUUAUACUUGAACGAGCCGUUCAGAGCUUACCUAAAUCCGUUGAGUUAUGGACUAUAUAUCUUGAAUUAGUAGUUGGAAUAGUUGAAAGUGUGGAUUCUAUACAGUAUAAAUCCCAAUUUAUCCUUGUAAAUCAAUUGUUUAAUAGAGCAUUAUUACUAUUAUAUGCUAAUGAAGGUAUAUGGAUAAAAUAUCUUAAAUUCUUAUUAGAUACUCAACCAAAUGAAUUGACUUUAAUAAGAAGAACAUUUAAUAAAUGUCUCGUGAAUCUACCCAUUAAAUCUCAUGAAGUUAUAUGGCCUCUUUACUUAGUGUUUGCUAAUUCUGUCGGGGGACUUACAGGAGCUAAAAUAUAUCAUAAGUAUCUACAAUAUGCUGAACCACCCAUACUAAAAGGAUUAAAAUCACAUCCCAAUCCAAUACUAAACCUAACCAUUGAAGAUAUUCUUAAUAAAUUCAUAGAAUUUGAAGAUUUUAAUGAAAUAAACGGUAUAUAUGCCAAUAUCAUUAAUAACCCAGAUCAAUACAUAUCAUUAAAUAAAACCAAUCUACAAUUUUGGCUAGAUUAUAUUGAUUUUCUAACUGAUGAUAAAUAUCGAGCUCGAGUUAAUGAUGAUCAUAUUGAAAAGUUAGUACUACAAGGUAUUGAACAAUUUCCUGAUCAGAUAGGUACUUUCUAUAUAAAAUUAACAAACUAUUAUAAAUCUCAACCCGACAAAGAAGAUUCGGCACGAUACUUUUAUGAUAAGGGAAUUAAACUGUGUGUUACAAUUCAAGAUUUCUUACUUAUAUACAAUGCAUACAUUAAUUUUGAAGAAACAAUUCUUGAUGACUUAUCAGAGACAUUAGAAUUGAAACCAGUUAAUGAACAACUAAGUAAGUUACUUGAUUAUAGAUGUUAUUAUUUUGAACAGCUUAUGGAUAGUAGACCUAUACUUAUAAAUGAUAUGAUGUUAAGACAAGACAUUAAUAAUUUGGAUGUAUGGUUUGAUAGAUUUGGGAUAUUCAAAGAUGAUCUUAAUACAAAAUUACAAACUUAUGCCCAAGCUCUAAGACAAAUAAAUCCAUUUAAAGCUCAUUCAUUAUUGGGAAUUCUGGCUCAUAAACUAUCGAAAAUUUGGAUAGAUUAUUCUGAAAUAUAUUCAUCAAAGGAUGAUUAUAAAACGGCUGAAUUGAUUUUUACAAAGGCUAUAGGUUCACAAUUUAAACAUCCAGAUGAAUUGGCAGAUAUCUAUAUUAAUUGGAGUGAAAUGCUAUUGAAGAGUGAUUAUGAAGAUGCUGAUUCUAGAGCUAUAGAAGUUAUUAAAGAUGGAUUAUUACGAAGUGAUGCUAAUGUAGAUUAUGAAGAUUCAUCAAUAGAUGUUCAUAAACGAAUGCAUAGAUCAGUUAAACUAUGGGCAUUUUAUUUGGAUCUUUUAGAAAUGUUUAUUGAACAAGAAACUCAAACUACAGAAAUUCAUCAAGUAAUUAAUGCUUAUGAAAAACUUAUUGAAUUAAACAUAGCUACUCCAAAACUUAUUAUUGCCUAUGCAAAAUUCUUAGAAACUUGGAAAUAUUAUGAGAGAUCAUUUACGGUAUUUGAAGUAGGACUUAAAUUAUUCCAAGAUCCCUUUAUAAAGUAUGAGAUUUGGAAUGUUUAUUUAACUAAGAUACUUAAACAAAUACAUACACAUACAAAGAAUCAAACUGGUAUAGAAAGAAUAAGAGAUUUAUUCGAUCAAGCUCUUGAUGAGAUCCCUCCUCAAUUAAGUAAGGAUUUCAUUAUACUCUAUGCCAACUUUGAACAGGAGAAUAAGUUUAUUAUGAAUUGUAUUCGAGUACUCAAACGAGGGAUUCAGAUACUCUCACAAAGUAAUAUUGAUAAGUUUAAUAUUAACUAUAAAUCCAAAAUUGAUAGACAAAAAGUUAGUAAGGAUAAGUAUCAACUCUAUUCCUUAUUACUCGACAGAGUUGAAGAAUUUCAGGAUGAGAUUGAAUUACGCAAAACUUAUGAAAUGGCUAUUCAGGAUGUGGAACUCGCCUUACCAAAUCUUCUUGUUCUAACCAAUAAGUUUAUUGAUUAUGAAACAUCAACUCAUCAGUAUGAUCGAGUUCGAAGUUUAUUCAAAUAUAUUAUUAAACUAACUAAGAAUUCGGCUGAUAGUCUAUGGAUUCAAUGGGAACAAUUUGAAGUUAAGUAUGGUAAUGAACCCACCUUUAAAGAAAUGCUUCGAUUUAAGCGGGUUACCAAACAGGAAUUUCAAGAUAGUAAAGCCUUUAGGGAUGCACUUAAUCCUAUGGGAUUUGUUAAAUCAUCCGAUGGACCUAAAGUAUCAUCGAUUAAUGCCAGUGAACCCAUCCAAUCAGAGACUACCAAUACCAAUACCAAUACCAAUCCCGAUGAAAUUGAUAUAGAUAUGGAUAUGUAGAAUAUUUGUAUGUAUAUAUUUAACAACUAUAAAAGUACUUAACAUCGUUUAAAUGUCUCUUUCCAUUUAUCAACAAAAGAAUCAAGAUUAGCCACUUGAUCCAAACUUUUAUUAAACUUAAUUGAUUUAUUGGAUUUGAUUAAUUCUUGAUAAUUAUUCCAUCCUAUAUGAUAAUAUUGGAAUAUUGUCAUAAGAAAUGUUUGAAUAACUUUUAAAUUAUUCUUAUCCUUUGAUUUUAAAGAAUUCGAAUAGAUUAUUAAGAUUUGAAAUAAUUUAAUUAGUACUUGUAAUACUGAAGAAUUUAUAUCACUAACCGUAGAACCAGUACUAGUACUAACACCAGUACCAGAACUAGUACUAGUACUAGUACUAGUACCAGAAUUGGCAAGGUCUUCACAUGA